UGUCCGUGUUGAGGCAGCGCAAGUGCCUUGAGAGAGGCAGAGGGGACCGGCGGACCCAGGACUUGUUCGUGUCUCUGUUUGUGUCUCUCGUGCUGGUAUGACAACUGCGCACCCAGGCGUGGGUGUGACAAACAUCCUGUGUGUUCUUCUAGUCUGAGUGGACGGCGCGGAUGACUUGACUUUAUUGUAUCGCCAUCACUCCUCCUGCCGAUGUGUUUUGGAUGUUUUCUUAGCGGUUUGUUUUUGCCGGACCAGAUGUUCUGGGGGACACGCGCUCUCACACGGCUGCCGCUGCGGGUGUCCAGUGAUAUUAUUUUGUGCUGAUGUAGUGCGGGUCGGGGGCUGAAGUUGAAGUCUUGCUCUUGAAGGUGUGAGCUCCAAAUGCAUUCGCUCCUGGGCCGGGAGAAGAAAGAAGAAGAAGCCGGGUUUGGGAUCGAUCUGGGUCUGUCUCCGGGCUUUUUGCCCCAAGCUGCCACCAUGUUCAGCUGCGUGGGAUGCUUUUGGGUACUCCUCUCCUCCGCUCUGGUCGCCGUCUGCAGUUUCAGCUUCAUAUCACCUGCCUGGAUUGUUAAGGACCAGCUGAGGAACAACCACCAGCAGCAGCAGCAGCAACAGCACCACCACCACCAACAACAACAACACCACCACAACAAGGACUCCGUGAGCUUCGGCUUGCUGUGGCACUGCUCGGAGUCUCUGGAUCACAUGUACCGAUGCUACACUUUCGGGGGACUGGGCAAAUUUGCAGAGAUCCCCUCCAGCUCCUGGCAGACCAGUGCGGUGCUGUGUUCAGGCGGCUGUGCUCUGCUGGCUGUCAGCUCCCUGUUGGCCAUCAUCACCAUCUUCCUGCCCAGUGGAGGAUGUGAGAGGAGGAUCUGCACCCUGGCUGGAUACAUGCAGAUGGCUGCAGUGUUUAUCAUGGCUGCCGGACUGCUGGUCUACCCCUUCGGCCUAAAUUCCUCACUGGUCAGGUCCUCCUGCGGGGACUCUGACAUCUACUACGCUGGCGAGUGCCAGAUCGGCUGGGGCUACAUGCUGGCUAUUGUUGGAGUCAUGCUCACUGUCUUCUUGCCCUUUUUCGCCAAAUAUGCACCAAAGGAGCAGCUGUCCCCCACCCCUUUGCCCACGCUGUUAUAGUGCAUUGAAAUGAAGUCUUGUUUUUCCCUCCUGACCACGCUCUCUGAGCUUGGCUUGAUGUCAUGGAGAGACACCUGCAUCCCAUUUUUAAAGGCGAUGCUGUUUGGAAUGCCCCACUCAGUAAUAGCUGAAGCUGACACUCAACUACAAACACUGUCUUCCUACAUCAUUAUGUAAUUAAUUCAAUUAAUUCAAUUAAUUCAAUUAAUUUUUAUUCUCAAAUCUAUGAAGAGUUUUCCACAGUUUGACUUAAUCUAUUUUCUUCAUGUCAGCUCUGGGGAUCAAUCAGAAAAAACAAAGAGUGAUAACCCCAUUUCAAGCAACUUAAGAAAAAUUCCACAAACAUAACAAGUACUUGCUUACAAUGUGUUUUUUUCCUUCCUUUCUUUUGUGGAAAAACUCAACAUACAGUAUGCAAACAAUCCAAAACAGACUGGAAGUUGUCUGCAUACAAAACAGUGAAAGCAUGAGAUUAUGUGGCAAUAUGACUCAACUAAUCAAGUAACGUUUCAGUAAGAAGUUGUGAUGAAGAUUUGACUCAAAGAGAGAGACACUUUGACCAGUCGGAAUGCAUCUGGGCCUUUGGACUGUACAUAUGGUCUGGAUUUAACAGAGCUGAUGUUUGAGGUUUGAAAAUAUUAAAACUGAAAAGAGAACUCUUUUGAGGGAUUUUUGCGCUUCAGACUUUUUUUUGCCUACCAGUCUUCUGAUCAGGCAUUGAACCAGUGGGAGUCAAGAAGAUGUUUUAACAUUCAACGACAGUGCUUUUAGUAACUGUUAUUAAAAAAAGGACAAUAAACACAGCAUCAGACCUGCCGAGUGGAUAAAUGGAAAUCUCUUCUCAUAACAAGGAAGUGAAUCAUAAUAUUAUGUAGUGGUUUCAGAGCAGUGUUGUCAAAAAUUUUAUGUUGGGAUACUGCAUCCUUUAGUUUCCCCAGUUUGCGUAAUGUAAUUCGCUUGUUAAAUAUGAACAGUUUUUUCUGUCUGCAACACACAAUACUAAACACUUUAAUUCAGGAAAAAAUGAUUGCAAAAGGCAGGGAGAUGUAGGAAUUUUGUCAAAAAUGCAUGAUAAGAUGGGCUUUGUUAAUGGUAGAGCAAUUGAUCUAGAUUUUAAAUGUGAUCUGACCAACUUGUGCCUUUUAACAUAACCAAGACAUAACAAGUGUUUAAUACAAUUAUCAGGUUAUCAUCAUUUUCUGCUGAAAAACUGUUGUGAUCCUUUUGUGUGAAGUGAUUUAUUAUAUUUGUUUUUUCCAAUUAUAUUUUUUCCUCUCAGUGGUGUUUCUCGUAUACUUGAUGCAGUAUGAUCUCAUUAACUUGAGAAAGUAUUCCGGAGGAAAAAAAAAAGAUAUCUUCUGAUCCUUGGAGGUAAUGGCAGAGAGAGGAGAAAAAAGGAAAGCAAUGAACUUCAAUUGAAUUACUGUUCAAUUAUGCCCUGAGAUAUUUUUACCAAUUAUCUAGAAGAGUUAACUCAUUUGAAUUGCUAUAUUAAAAGGUUGUGACAUGCAGCUAACAGAUUAAUUCCUGGCAUCCUUGUCCUGUGUAAUUUUGAAUUUGAGUGGUAGAGGAGGGAGAUGUAAAAAGUGAACUUUGCCUUUUGUUAUCUGUGCUGAGCUGACACAUUGCUCACAUUAUGUGUAAAAAGUGCUUUAAAAUAAUUAGCUCCUCAAAUAAGCAAAUGUGUUGUGUGUUUUUGUCAACCCACUUCUUUUAAUCGCUGGCACCAUUCCUGUCAUGUUCUAAGGACAAAAUGUCUACUUCUCCACUUACUGUCCCUGUACACUGCCAAUUUCAUCAAGCUAGACUCCCUUUUCUAGUGGGUGUUUAUGUGUGUAUUAGUGUUUAAUAAUGGGUUGGAGUCUGCUAAUGAGUUAAACUAUAAAAAUAUUCCCAAAAUUUGGGUUCCCAUAAUGACAUAUCCUGACAUUUAUAGAAUUACUGUGAUUAUGUUGCCAUAUUUGAAAGAAAGUCAGGAGAGAAAUGUUAGUAUUGUAUUGGACCUCAUACUGUGCUUGACUGUGGGAAUGACUGGCGUGACUGCACUGGACUUGUUCCCCUAUUUGUUGAACCAUUAUGUGUAAAGUCUCAGCACUGGUGAAACUGUUUUGGUAGGGUAGAUUAUUGUUUUUUCCAUUGUGAUGUUUGACUGUAAAUAAACUAACUGUACUUGAUAUCACAUGUUAUUCUUAACUGCCC
Messenger RNA from Xiphias gladius (swordfish), 3336 nucleotides. RefSeq names its product transmembrane protein 211. Gene Ontology annotation, cellular component: membrane. The transcript is spliced from 3 exons. The coding region runs from base 382 to 1137 and encodes 251 amino acids. Lineage: Eukaryota; Metazoa; Chordata; Actinopteri; Istiophoriformes; Xiphiidae. The record is from RefSeq and is a predicted model, not a curated record.